Cryptococcus wingfieldii CBS 7118 is the source of this 5439-nucleotide messenger RNA. RefSeq lists its product as hypothetical. Gene Ontology annotation, biological process: regulation of ARF protein signal transduction. The transcript is spliced from 7 exons. The coding region runs from base 1 to 5439 and encodes 1812 amino acids. The record is from RefSeq and is a predicted model, not a curated record. Gene Ontology annotation, molecular function: guanyl-nucleotide exchange factor activity. NCBI's taxonomy places the organism in Eukaryota, Fungi, Basidiomycota, Tremellomycetes, Tremellales, Cryptococcaceae.
AUGGACUAUAACCCCGAGGCAGGUCCCUCCCGACCGCGUCCGCUCGAAGCAACCCCGCCCUCGACACCCACCGCUUCUGUCAAGGCCAAGCGCAGAUCUUGGUUUGGGAUCGCGUCGCCUGUAACUCCUCUAGGCAAGGACAAGGGCAGAGACAAGAGGCGCGAGAGUGUCGCUAGUACCGAGGAACUCGAGCUCAGCCCGGUCGUGACCUCCAGGCAAGACGAGUCCUUCGAUGAAGAAGGACUCCCCAACCAACGUCACGGACAGGAUGAGCUUCUGACGAUAGAGGGCGAGCUUGAGCAGACGGCUAAAAAGAAGAAACGGAGAUCUGGAGGUGUUGAAGAGCUACAAACUAUGAGAAUGGAGGACUUCAGCUCAAAGAAUUCGUCGAGAAACGUCUCGGACAAGACUGUUGUACCGAGCGAUGUGGACCAUGCUCCACACCCCUUCGUGUCAAGAGCGUCCUUGCGGGCGGCGAGCGACAGAGACCCUUUCUCGCUGACCGAAACGCCAUAUCAUCCACAUCAUCAUUCUGAAGCCCCUCAUAUGCUUUCUUCAUCUGGAGAGGAUGCCCCUUCCUCCUUGAUGAUCAGACCCACACCCCGUUCUUCUUCCCUACGCUCCACGCCGUCUCCGAACGUUCCAUUAAACAUCGUUGGCAAAUUACAGCCUCCUCUCCCCGUAAAUAUAGAUCGGCCACUACCUCCCCUACCUCCACCCGUCUCCACACAGGCAUCAGAGGCGCCUCAGGGUCCUUCGAAUAUAGUGAUUACCCCGAGCACACCUCGCAAGCUUACAAAGUCUUCCACUACAAAGCGGGCACAGGAUGGCGAAAGGCGCAGUAGAUCUGCUGGGCGUCCGAGGAGUCAUUCCCGGAAAAGAUCACAAAGCACAGACGCUCCUAGGAACAUAGGCCUGGGUCUCCCUUCCGUGCUCUCUGGACGGUCUCGCUCGACAUCCCGGGCCCGGCCAUCCACGUCCCCAGGCUUGCAGAGUCCCCCGCCUCCUGUUCCCUCCAAACCCCAAUCGGUAUCAUCACCCUUUCCUGUGUCACCCUUCCCUUCUCGCCCGGCUAGCCCGAGUCCAAGAAUUGCAUUCGUCGAGCCCACCAUACCGACAGACGAAAGAAUGCAGUCCAAAGAAGCUGAAGGAGAGAGAAGAGGGAGGGUUAAGAGAGCCAGGAGCCUGUCGGGGCUGUUCGGAAAGACGUCUCCUAUGGUUCCAACUGCAAAAGUAAACGAAUCCCCAUCGGUUGACAUUUCUUCCGAAGCCGAGGAAGGGAAUGAGCACAGCGGGGCGGGGAGAGUAGGAGUGCUGGAGUGGCUAGGGGUCCGAAAGACGGUCAAGCGAAAGACUUCACAAAUACAGCUCCAGGACAAGGAGACUGAAACACAACAAGCGUCGGUAGACGAAGAAAGGCAUGUUCGUUCGCCACCGCAGGAUAUACCCCUACAAGCCCCACCACCAAUACAAGCUUCUUCUUCUGAAUCUCAACGGUCUACUCCUGGUAAAUUGUCCAGCAUCUUCAACCGGCGGACGACUGGCAGAAAUAACGCAGACGAGACUGAGCCUUUAUCUAUAAACGUGGCUCGGUCAAACGCCAAGAAAGAUGAACACCCUCCCCCUUCGUCUAGCCAUUCCCAGUCGUCUUUUCAAUUGCCCACGGGCAAUCCUGUAUCCCCCUUCGUUCCGGAGGGAGGCACAGCCUGGGUAUCGAGCCCUGGUACCGAUCAUGAGGAGAUCAUUCACAGUCCUGGGGGUAGCACACACUGGGGCCCGGGGGUUCGCCCCUGGAUGGACGUCACGGAUCAUCACGUCUCCUCCAGGAACUCCGUGGCCUCAGCCCUGGAUACACUUCCCGAGCAAGAGCAGUUGCCCGCGCCACAGGAGAUGUCGCAACCGAAUAACUCUGGCCCCUUGAAAGCACUUGCAAAGUUCGGAGAAGGCAGGGCUAGAUCGUGGUCAGACGCUCCUCUACCAGCACGUCGCCCCGAACAAACUCUCAUUUCGUCCAGCAUAACCUCCCGAGAGACCCCUACGACACCCGCGACGCCUGUCACACCGAACACCCCUCAAACCCCCUCUUCACCUGUGGGAGAGUUCAAAGUACCCAUCAGGCCAAAGGUCGGCAGCCGACAAAAUUCGGGCAAUUCCGUCAUACUCGGUCGAAUGAAGAGCGUAUUUUCAAAGUCCACUAGCAGAAGCAGGAGCAACUCUUUGCUGAGACAGAGGAGUGGUGAUGUUGAUGAGUUUGGAGGUCUGGUGAGCCAACGGAUGAGGCCGUCUACUUCAUCCUCAUCCGUCGCUUCGUCUGUGCCGGGACGAAAUACAGCGGUGACUUCCGAUGAACCGCAGGCGGAGCCUCAGUACGAAGGGAAAAUUUUGGCCGGGGCAGAAAGGCCAUCAAGAACGUCCAUGACGCCUUCUUUAUCGUCAAAUAAUUCUUCUCACAGACAAUCCAUCCUUCUGGAUCCCUCGCAUGCCCAUAAACCCCUACCUCACCGCAGUCGUGUGCGGGCUUCUACAGUCUCUCUGGCACCGACGUCGUACCAUUUUACCCCUUCCUCGCCAGUGACAUUUCCUACAGCAGCCACUCCUCCUAGACGGCAAGGUACAAUACGACGUCUGUCCAAUGGACUCUUCGGGGGAUCUACUUCGCCUCAGCCUGCGUCACUCUUUCCUCUUCCUCCCAGAUCCAGUGGCUCAACAUCUUCGAUCGGUACAGGCGUACCCGGGGAUGAGUCUUCCUUUGGUACGAGCCCAAGGCCCAGUACAGGUAGUUUAACAACGAAACCAAAGGCUCUGAAAGAAGCGGCGAUUGUGCAUGAUGAGGAGACACCGAGGCAUUGGCUGAAUCGAGUAAUCGCGACUGUUGGGAGGGGCGAGAUCUCCAAUGUUCUGGCUGCAAGCGGCGACGACUUUCACACUGAUGCGUUGCGGAUGUACAUGGAAGAUUUUGAUUUCAGCCACAGCGGACUCGAUGUUGCCCUCAGGAAGUUGUUGAUGCAGAUGUCUCUUCCGAAGGAGACGCAGCAGAUCGACCGAGUGAUGGAGGCCUUCGCCAAGCAGUACGAAGUUUGCGAGCCGGGGUUGUUUGACAACGCCUAUGUUCUUGCGUUCUCCAUGAUGAUGCUUCACACAGAUGCCUUCAAUAAGCACAACAAGAACAAGAUGACGAAAGCCGACUACGUGCGAAAUUCUCGCAUGGAAGGUGUUCCUCCUUUCGUGCUCGAGACUUUCUUCGACAACAUCACUUUCACCCCAUUUGUCUUCAUUGAGGACGAUGCAGAGCUUGAAUGUAAGCGAUCUGGCGGUGCGGUCACUCCCUCGUCAUUUGGUCCCUCCACCCCGAACUUCUCGACAUUGCUCAAUGCGUCGAAUCCAUCAAAUAAAUUGAAGGUGGAUGUGUACGAUCUCAUCGUCCGCGACAUGUUGGAUUCUUUGAAGAUCGACAUGAGCAAAGAGGUCCCUGCCGAAAGCCCCUUCUCUUGUAUGGGUACAAGGCCCUUCCUCGACCUCAAUGCCCUGAGCCAGACGUUUGCUACCGCCCACAAUCUCCUUAUACCAGCACCGCAGCUGCAGAGAAAGGGUACUGGUAAAAUGGCAACGCCAGGUAAAAAACAACCAGGCAGAGCUCAUUCGGAAGGAGAUAUGUCGCUGAGAGUGACCAAAGUUGGCCUCAUCUCGCGUAAAGACGAGGGCAACGGUGAAAAUAGCAAGAAGAUUAAUCGUAAAUGGAAGUCGUGGAGCGUUGUUUUGACUCAGUCCCAACUGCUAUUUUUCAAAGACCCGACAUGGGCUUUGACUCUCCUCGAGGCACGUGCUAAAGAUGGCCAUCUGCUACUCCCUCGAAUGGCAAUGUUCAAGCCAGAUGAAGUAUUCCCCGUCAAAGAUUGUAUUGCCGUUUUCGAUCAAGCCUACACUUCUCAACCAAAUACCUUCCGCUUUGUCAUCUCGCAUCAUCAGCAGUACCUCAUGCAGGCGGCCGACGAGUUUGAAAUGAACGAAUGGGUCACACUCAUCAACUAUGCCUCUGCCUUUAAAACAGCUGGCAUCAAAAUGCACGGAGCCACGAUGAGGAAAGACCAAGCAGUUCUUGCAGGAGCUGCCGCUGCUGCGUCUCACAGGCGAGACCUCAGAGGCGGUGAAAGCCAAUCCUCUCUGCACAAUGGCAUCGGGUCUUCCUCUGGGAGAAGGGCUGUAUUCGGAGAUCCCGGCAUUCAAUCGGGACUUCAGCCGAUGAAGCCGUCUACAGGCGAGGUCAGGGGCGUAGAUGUAGAUGGCGCCAAUGAAAGAUUGCAAGAAGGCGAGCAGCUUGAAGAGGUCUUUGGUGUGGUCAAGGCAGAGCUGGCUGCGGGGCGCGGGGGCGCGGAGUCGAACCCUGCAAGCCGCAAGCAAUCGCUCCAGCAACAAGCAGACAGUCCUUAUUCCCAUGUCUCGCGAGUGGCAGUCAUCGAGAAUCAGCUCCGUGUCCUGCGAGAAAAGGUCACGCCUGUCGAAAGUGCCAUCCGAUCCUCUCUCCUUCUGGCUCGCAACAUCCAACUCCUUACCCCCUUUCAGAAAUCCACUCGUGACCAUCUAAGCUCCCUUGUGCCCUCGAUAGCCAGACGAGUGCGUACAGAACGGAUGACGCUUUCCAAGCUGCAUCUCUGGAUCAACGUGCUCCAAUGGGAAGCAGAGAGGGAGGAGCGUGAGUGGAAGGAGGUGCGGCAUGUCGCUCUCCAAGCUGCUGCACGUAGUCUGAGAGAAGAUGGCGUGAGAGGUGUUGUUCAUGAUGUCGCCAGAGACGAAGGAGAAGGUAGGAGCGUACCUGUGCUCGAACUUCCUGAGGACAAUGACGACGCGGAUGAUGGGGACCACUUCAGCACCAGUCCGGGAGAGCUUCCAAUCAUGUUCCGUCGUCCGUCAGACGACGACCGUGACCGUCGAUGGCGGCCAACUUCACGCGACACGACGAUCAGUAUCACCACCACCAGCACGGCUCCAAAUUCUCGACGCCAGACUGUAUCCUCCGACAAUCUGCUCAGCCCCAUGGAGUCUGAGCGCAAGUCGAGUGAUAUCAACGAAAGCCCUGUAUCUCGAACAGGGACUCUCGACGAUGCAGAUGUACUGGAUCGGCCGAAAGUACCGAGGAGGAAGGACAGUUAUGGAGACAUGUCCAGUGGCCGAAUGACGCCCAUGUUUGUCAUGGAAAGCCCAAUGGACAUUGGCGAAGAAGGUGCAGACCGAGAAGAUGCAUACUUCGGUCCCCAUAACGGAGAGUCAUUACGGGAUGGCAGGAGUAACGUCGCGCAUGUUGAGGAAGAGGGCGAUAUGGGAGAGGAAGCGGAAGAUUGGCAGAAGACGAAGGCGGCUAAGCGCGUUUCUUUAGUGCGCCCGGGAGAAAUGGGGGAUUGGACCACCAUGCGUCAAGUCAGUGCAGGAAGCAGGGUGGUUUAG